Raphanus sativus (radish) is the source of this 429-nucleotide messenger RNA. RefSeq lists its product as uncharacterized. The record is from RefSeq and is a predicted model, not a curated record. The transcript has a single exon. Bases 1 to 429 code for a protein of 142 amino acids. Lineage: Eukaryota; Viridiplantae; Streptophyta; Magnoliopsida; Brassicales; Brassicaceae.
AUGGAGGCAUUUGGAAAAUCAUCCGCCAAUGUUAUUUACUUGUCUGCGAUACUGGAUCCUCGUGAAGGACCCACCGACACGUGUCACAAAUGUGACUACAAAUGCGGGAACGAGAACGUUUGCGGGAACAUGUACCGGUGCAAGCUAACCGGUUUAACCCACGUCUGUGACAAGAACUGCAACCAGCGGAUCCUUUAUGAUAACCACACCUCUUUGUGCCGAGCCAGUGGCAGGAUGUUCCCACUCUCCUCGGCUGAGGAACAGGCGGUUAGAGGAGUCCGUAGGAAGCUUGAUGAUGAGCCCUCUGAGAGCUGCGUUAAGCGUCGUCGUCGGCGUGAUGCUCAGUUUCAUGCUUCUCCUUUUGAGAGGUCUUUUGCUGCUGUGAGCCCGAUUUGCAGCAGAGCUGGAGAUGGAAUGGAGAUGAACUAG